Molecule: messenger RNA, 775 nt
Organism: Drosophila busckii
Lineage: Eukaryota; Metazoa; Arthropoda; Insecta; Diptera; Drosophilidae
Product: proline-rich receptor-like protein kinase PERK2
Exons: 1
Coding region: 83-712 (209 amino acids)
Source: RefSeq, a predicted model, not a curated record
AGACAGUAACGUCAUUGUACAUAGGCAAACAUAACUCAAAACUCAACCUGUCUAGCGAUUGCCUCAAAAUUCCUGAAGCCCCAUGUCGAAGCGUAACAAUGCCAAACAAGAAUUGCCACGCGAUGUUAAAGUGGUGCAGGCGCUACGCCGUGAACUGCAGCGCAACUCACAGCAGAUAAGCCAGAACUUCUGGCAGGAAUUCGAGCAGAUUCGCCAACAGCAGCGUCACCGUCUGGCCGAUGCGCAGCUCAAUCGGGAACGCAUCAACAGCCUGAUGCGCGACACCAAUCAGGAGGCGCAUGAGCAGGCCGAAGCGCUAAGUCGCAACAUCAGCGCACAUGGCAUCAAUCCCAAUGCGCCGUCGCCACGCAUGCGGCCCGAACCGCCAGCGAUUAUGCCGGCGCCAGCAGCCUCAUCGCCACCGCCAGCGGAGCAGCCAAAGCCAAAGUCAGAGCCAGCGCCAGCGCCAGAGGCAAAGUCAAAGCAGCAGAAGCAAAGCACUGGGCCUUCGUUCAAGCUCAAGCGACGCACUAACGCGCAGUCCGCGUCUGCAGCCGCCUCCAAGUCUGGCUCAACGCGCUUGCCACGUGCACCACCCACCUCAAGAGCAACACUUGCCACCACUGCACCGCCCACACCUGUCGGCCUGCGUGCACCCACUAAAUAUCCAAAUAUAUCCAAGCUGCAGUUGGCGUACAAGCCCAAAAAGUAAAGCAGCAAAUUUCAAACUUAGAUCUUUGGCCAAAUGUUAUCAAAAUAAAUAUACAAAAAAAAA